Cicer arietinum (chickpea) is the source of this 2172-nucleotide messenger RNA. Its product is annotated as glucan endo-1,3-beta-glucosidase 4. The record is from RefSeq and is a predicted model, not a curated record. Gene Ontology annotation, biological process: carbohydrate metabolic process. Gene Ontology annotation, molecular function: hydrolase activity, hydrolyzing O-glycosyl compounds. Lineage: Eukaryota; Viridiplantae; Streptophyta; Magnoliopsida; Fabales; Fabaceae.
UACUUUGUCUGGUAGUAAUAACAACUGGUGUCCAGUGAGUCACUAAAGUGACUCUUUGCCUCUUCACUCACUCACUUUCCCUCUCUGUAAAGUUCCAAUCCAACUUACUUUUUCAACUCUCCAAAUAACACAAAGAGUUACUAAGAUACAUUCGUCCAUUCACUUGUUAAUUUAAUAGUUUCUACUGAGUUGAGUUGAGUUGUGUCGUGUCCCCAACCCUGAAGAGGUGGAGGAGCUUAAUCACUUGUUAAUAGUAGCAGCAGCAACUCUUUCUUAUAGGUAACGGCUAAAGUAUUGGGCUGAACUUGCUGGUUUAGGUCAUAUUGGAUGUGAUGAAGCUUAAAAAAUGGCUUGCAAGUGUUUUGUUGGUCACUACUGCUAUGCUAACCACUGCAUUGGGUGCAUUUGUGGGGGUAAACAUUGGCACUGAUGUCUCUGAUAUGCCAUCUGCUUCGAAUGUGGUUGCUAUUCUAAAAGCCAAUCAAAUUACUCACGUCCGUCUUUAUGAUGCAAAUGCACACUUGCUACAAGCCCUUUCAAACACAGGUAUCGACGUAAUUGUUGGCGUCACCAAUGAGGAGGUACUGAAAAUUGGAGAAUCUCCAUCAGCAGCUGCAGCGUGGAUUAAUAAAAAUGUAGUUGCUUAUUUACCAUCCACCAAUAUUACAGCAAUAGCUGUUGGCAGUGAAGUUCUUUCCACAAUCCCAAAUGUUGCCCCUGUUCUUGUUCCUGCCAUGAAUUCUCUUCACAAAGCUCUGGUUGCUGCAAACCUUAACUUCCGUGUCAAGGUUUCGACCCCUCAAUCUAUGGAUAUUAUCCCCAAGUCUUUUCCUCCUUCUACUGCCACCUUUAACUCUUCGUGGAACUCUACAAUCUACCAACUCCUCCAGUUUUUGAAAAACACGAAUUCAUCCUACAUGUUAAAUGCCUACCCUUAUUAUGGAUACACUAAAGGAGAUGGAAUUUUCCCUCUUGAAUAUGCUCUUUUCCGACCUCUUCCUUCGGUGAAGCAAAUUGUCGAUCCAAACACACUUUAUCACUAUAACAGUAUGUUUGAUGCUAUGGUGGAUGCUACCUAUUACUCUAUAGAAGCCUUAAAUUUCAAAGAUAUACCAAUUGUCGUCACUGAGACUGGCUGGCCGUGGUUUGGUGGAGCAAAUGAACCCGAUGCUACUGCAGAAAAUGCCGAGACCUACAAUAAUAAUAUGAUUCAGCGGGUCCUGAAUGGUUCAGGUCCGCCUAGUCAGCCAAACUUACCUGUCAAUACAUACAUAUAUGAAUUAUUUAAUGAAGAUAACAGGAAUGGACCUAUAUCGGAAAAAAAUUGGGGCAUCGUCUAUACUAAUGGAAGUACUGUUUAUCCUUUAAGUUAUGGCGCUUCUGUCCCGAUCACUGGAAAUUCUUCAGCAUCAGUAUUUUGUGUGGCUAAAGAUGGAGCAGACACUGAUAAGCUGCAAGCUGGCCUGAGCUGGGCUUGUGGACAAGGCGGAGCAAACUGUGCUCCUAUUCAAUCAGGGCAGCGCUGCUAUCUCCCCAACAAUGUGAAAAGCCAUGCCUCUUAUGCUUAUAAUGAUUACUAUCAGAAAAACCACGGUGCGGGUGGAACAUGCGACUUUGAUGGUACUGCUGAAGUUACUGCAAAGGAUCCGAGUUAUGGAUCCUGUAAAUUCACCGGAAGCUCUGGCGCCGAUGGAUUGAGUUUACCUCCUACGACGGCACAGGGACCUACAAGCCCCUCUGGAGCAAGUAUGAAUCUGCAAGUGUCUAGCCUUCAGUAUUUAAUAUCUGCUGUUGGUGUAUUUUUUGCUCUUGCGAUGCUAUAACCAAUUGGUUUAUGCACUUAAGAUUGCAAUUCAAUUAUUCGCGGAAUGUAGUUUUGUACGAUUUUGUUUCUAACUUUUGUCCAUUUUAUUCUUCAUAGCUGUGUCCCAUCUUGUGCAUUUGGGGUCAUUGUAAUUUAUCACUUUUAGAAUAGAUAGUUGCUUAAAUCUAGUGAUUUAGCUCUAGGAGACAAACUGAAGGCCGAGUCUAGAAGAAGUUAUUGCCAUUGUCUUUUAACAAACAAAUGUUACUUCCUUUUGGGUUGUUUGGGGAAAACAUCCCUAUCCAUUGGUUUCUUAAGACUAUGUUUCAAUUGAUUGAAAGAUGGAAUGGAACGGAUUGAAACUAUAA